Molecule: messenger RNA, 711 nt
Organism: Fonsecaea erecta
Lineage: Eukaryota; Fungi; Ascomycota; Eurotiomycetes; Chaetothyriales; Herpotrichiellaceae
Exons: 1
Coding region: 1-711 (236 amino acids)
Biological process (GO): positive regulation of DNA repair; fructose 1,6-bisphosphate metabolic process; fructose 2,6-bisphosphate metabolic process
Cellular component (GO): cytosol
Molecular function (GO): fructose-2,6-bisphosphate 2-phosphatase activity
Source: RefSeq, a predicted model, not a curated record
AUGACUGCCGAAGAGCUUCAGAGGAACCAAGCUGCGAGGUUCUCUGUCAAAAAUGCCCCGGGAGUUGUGAGACUUGAACUGCUCCGAGAGCAAGACUUCGGCUCACUGGAGCUUGUUCACUGGAGCUCGCGAAGAGCGCAGCACACGCUCGAUCCUAAAAUACCUAACCCCGAAGAUCCCUCCUUUCGCCCCCAAGAAACCACGGAGGCUAUGGCGAUCAGGGCAGAAUUGUUCCUGAAUGACUUCAUCCUCCCACACUUUGCCAGUGCAGAGAAUGCCCGAGAAAGUGAGCAGGAAUGCGUUGCGGUCGUUUCCCAUGGCCUGUUUCUGUCCGUGCUGUGGCAGACACUGCUGAGGAAAUUUCGUACCAGUAGUAUCACUCUGGGCCCCAAUGUUGAGACCGGAGGCUACAAUCGUCCCUUGGAGCACCUGCCGUCGUGGACCAACACUGGGUUUUUAGAGGUCACAAUCCAGCGACCUGUGGCAGAGAGGGCUGAUCAACCUCGGAUUCAGCAGCAUUCGAUAUUGAUGAAUAUCCACUCAUCCGCACUGAGCGGAUAUUCCAUGACCGUCCACGGAGUCAACAGCAGAGGCCACCUGGUGGAUCUGAAGCGGACCAGGGGCGGGUUGGGAUCAUCUCCGCAUGACGUGAAGCAGCAGAGUCUGGAUGGUUUCUUCAAGCGUCCCAAACCCAAUGGCCCCGCCCCAUGA